Molecule: messenger RNA, 1206 nt
Organism: Penicillium chermesinum
Lineage: Eukaryota; Fungi; Ascomycota; Eurotiomycetes; Eurotiales; Aspergillaceae
Product: TauD/TfdA dioxygenase family protein
Exons: 3
Coding region: 1-1206 (401 amino acids)
Cellular component (GO): cytoplasm
Molecular function (GO): 2-oxoglutarate-dependent dioxygenase activity
Source: RefSeq, a predicted model, not a curated record
AUGCUCCCCGAUCCUCGCUCUCUAACUGGUGAACCCGCAGCCUCCCGUCCCUGGAUCACUCCCGCGGAACUAGGCGCUCUAGCCGACGCUGGCGAUAACAAGUUCGGCUACGUGCCCGGACGGACUGUAGUCCAGCAACACGUCAAUUAUGAACAUGAAGAUCUUCUGCCCUCGUUUCCGGAUAUCCACUGGGACCCUCUUGAAGAAGUGCCUUAUAACGAUCGUGGCCUUCGGGGAGAUCCCAAAUUCCGCAAUCUUCUCCGGGACGCGACGGCCGUGUUCGACUACAAUCCCAAGAUUGGCACGGAGAUCCACGGUGUUGAUCUAAGUAAGCUAAGUGAGGCCCAGAAGGACGAUCUGGCUCGUCUUGUGGCAUACCGUGGUGUCGUCUUCUUCCGUGAUCAGCACAACCUCGACAUUGAUGCUCAAAGAGAAUUGGGCCGGCACUUUGGACCCCUUCACAAGCAUGCCACUACCUCGGUUCCUCGUCGAAAGGGUCUCGAGGAUGUCCAUGUCGUCUACACUGGUGAUGGUGCUGGUGACAACCGAGCACUGUUCAGCCCAAGCUUCCUGUGGCACUCAGACGUGACCUACGAGCUGCAGCCUCCUUCUUAUACUAUGCUUAAGGUGCUCACAGGUCCACCUCGUGGUGGCGGUGGCGACACUCUCUGGUCGUCCCAGUAUGCCGCCUACGACAUUCUAUCUCCAGGCAUGCAGACCUAUCUAAAGGGCCUGACUGCCCUGCACUCCGCAGACAUGCAGGCGAAUGACUCCCGGGCACUUGGUCGCCCCGUUCGCCGCGACCCCGUCACUACAGAGCAUCCCCUCAUCCGCACAAACCCCGUCACCGGCUGGAACAGCCUGUUCUUCAACCCUGGCUUUGUGACCAAGAUCGUUGGUAUCCCCAAAGGCGAGAGCGAUGCCAUCAUUGCCUACCUGACGGAUGUUGUUGCCACCACCCAAGAGGCUCAUGCUCGAUUCCAAUGGAAUGUGGGUGACGUUGCUAUCUGGGAUAACCGCACUACCAACCACAGCGCCACAUACGGCUUUACUCCUCACCGUAGACAUGCUGUGCGUGUCGCGGCUCAGGCGGAGCGUCCUAUUUUAGAGGCCUCAGGCAAGUCACAGGAAGAGGAACUCAAUGCGUUGUAUGGUCUGCCAGCAGUCAAUAAGGAUGGUUCUCGCCAGUCCAACUACAAUGACUGA